Molecule: messenger RNA, 1410 nt
Organism: Trichoplusia ni (cabbage looper)
Lineage: Eukaryota; Metazoa; Arthropoda; Insecta; Lepidoptera; Noctuidae
Exons: 2
Coding region: 194-1318 (374 amino acids)
Source: RefSeq, a predicted model, not a curated record
GAUAAUAAAGAUAAUAGAUAAUAGAAGAAUAGAAUAGAAUAGAUAAUAGAAGUGAUCUACUAAUAUACUGGGAUUGAAAACCUUUAAUUGUCGAUUUUUCUGUUUUUAGAUAAAUCAAACUGUGUUUUUUUCCCGUAUCAUCCAACAUAUUAAAAAUCGACAAUUGUCAGAGUUGAUUGGAUAAUAGUAGAUCAUGUCGAGAUUGCAAUUUGAGGUUGAGUUGGCAGCGGAUGAAGAUCCGAAGAACAAUAUUAUAAUCAUAAAAUCCAUAACAACCGAAGAUGAAAUUACAUAUCUCAUACCGCCAUGUUUCCAAGCAGCAAAACACCACCUUCAACUGACAAAGUUGCCAGAAUUUAUGAAAAUAAGAAAAACACUUCAGAGAAGAGGUAAUAAUAGAAGGGUGUGGAUAAAUCUUCCAAGUGAUAUUUUAGCCCUCUACAAAGAUGGUACUGGAAAUAUUAUGUUCAAUGAUUAUUUAUUACAAGAAACAACUAAAGUCACAAGUCAACCUACUAUGGAUGAAAAAUUGUUAGAAAUAUUAGAGAAACUAAGUGAAAAAAGCGAAAAACCCACUAUUAAUAAAGAAAAACAUAACAAUAUAAGCAAAUUAACUGAUAAGUUUGUUUUGAAAAAGUUUGAUAAUAAGUUCACUAAUGCUAAACAAUGGUUGCAAAGUUUUGAAGGUGAAUGUACAAGAUUCGAUUUAACUGCUGAUACAGAAAAAAUUAGUGCUUUGAGAUUGUUUUUGAACGACUCGGAAAGUGACUGGUAUGAGUCAAUGUUAAUUAAGCAUAGUUUGAACUCUCAGUGGGAAAUAUGGCAAAUAAGUUUUCUAGAUACAUUUGCUGAUAAAAGUUGGUCCUCUGUUAUCUAUGCAUUGACUUUCAAAUAUUUUACUGGCUCUUUACUGGAAUAUGCAUUGAAAAAACAGAGAUUGCUUUUAGAGUAUAACAGUGAGAUUGAUAACAGAACUCUCACCGACUUAAUUGUCGCAGGAUUGCCAGCUUAUAUUAGAAGCAAACUAGAUAGACAAGAGAUGAUGAACCCUACUCUUCUGUUUAAUGUCCUACGUAUGCAUGAAAAUCAAAAUAAAAAUUUUCAAAAAACUUUUACUGAAAGAAAAAGUUCAACUAAACCAGAACUAGAAUUUAAAAGAAAAACACCAUGUCAAAUUUGUAACAAGAUGGGAAAGAAAAAUAGAUUUCACUCUGAAGAUCUGUGCUGGUUCAAAGAAGACAAGAACAGUAAUGACAGUGUAAAACACUGUAAAAAUUUGAUGCUUGAGAUUGAUCAAUUUCAGGAUACAAAAAACUAAAUAUUCCCCCACUAAUAGAAGUUGAGGUUAUACUGAAUGACACCUUAAAAUGCACUGGUAUUUAUGACCCCGGCUCAAAUAUAACUUUAAUA